UUGAUUUAGUUUCGAAGUCUUACGUAGUUGUGGUAAUUUUUUCAGUCGCGUGUUGUAUGCGCGCGCGACUUGUUUUCCCGCGGUUCAAAAUUCAAAACGGCAUCCGUUCCCGCGUCAAACUUUGAAACUGUGUAUUAUUUAACUGUGUUGUGAAACUUUGUGACAAUAAGUGUAUGAACAUUGUGUUUAUUAUUCCUGUUGGAUAUUAUUAUAAGAUGCUACAUCCCUGCUCGUCAAGGGUGUGUAUGAAGACUGAAAAAUAUAUUUAUUUGGUGAAAUAGAAUGCAAAUGGUAUACAUGAACAGUUUUGUUUGGUCGCUCUCAGGUCGAUUGAGUUAGAGCAAUGACUACUGCGAUGGCAGCGCAUCAAGAGCCGAUACAUGAGCGACUUCAACCCGGACCGGAAGAACCCAUCUACCUCCAUGGAGCCUCUUGGACAGAGACUAACGAUAACCAGGAAGAGCAUAGCACGGACAUGUCGCCUUACUACAACAUGCCAAAAAGGAAUAAAAGAAAGAACUUCAAGCCACGAUGCGCGCCCAAUGCGACAACUUACUCUGAUGAAUCAGAAAACUGUGAUAUCGAGACACCCAUAAACGGUGACAGAACAGAUAACCACGAAGACUCUAAAAUUACCGUCAAAAACUUUAGCCUACUUAAAUCUGGUGCUGUUGAUUUGAGCAGACGGCUUAGCACAGACUCAAAUGAGAAUAUAGAUGCUAAUUAUGAAAAUAGAUUAGAUGAUAAGAAAGUUGAUACAUUUCAAAGAUCAUAUAUACAUAGCUUGCAAAUCAAUGAUACAGACAGAGAUCGGACAGUUUUGAACUUUAGCAAUUUACAAAAUAAAACGUUUUGUGCCAAAAAUCCAUUUGCGAUUUCACAAUUAAUUAAAACCAAUUCGCCGACGCGGCGAAGGGAUUCAGAAGAUGAGGGAAAGGAUAUUAAUAGCAAUGAAAGAGAGAAUGUUGAGGAAGGUGAAGGUCAGCAAAAUGGUGACACAGCUAGUAGAAUUCUGAGGGAUUAUGCAAUGAAUACGAUGAAGGAGUUUUUGGGGAUUUAUGGUUUGUCCUCUGAUGAAGUAGCGGACGCUAUAAGUGGACAAAUACGUGCUUUGGAAGCACUACAAGGUAAACCAUUCACCCAGCUACCGCUAAGUCUGAAGCGGAGACAUGAUUCUGGUGAUGGCACAGAGAGGAGUACCAGAAGGUCUUCUUCAGCAACAGAGGAUGAGAGCUCAACCAAUAUAACACCACCGAAGACACCUGAUAACGAUAUUGAAGCUCAAAGGCAAAGAGCACUACAAAUAAUAAACCAACAAUCGAUGAGAUUAUACAAAAGUCAAAACCAAGAGGAAGAUGGCAGCGGCUCUGAUGACGGAGACCAGACACUAGACUUGAGUGUAUCAAGAGAUACUGAUGGUCAGGAACAAUCAACAACUUCCAGCACUGGGAACAGUAUCUCAGAGUUUGAACAACAAAAUAUGUUGAUGAGAAAAAACCUAGAGGACUUAGCCAAUUUACAGAUGCAGGGUUUCUUCCAAAAACAAUCAAUGAUGGACGGUGAUGAUUCGCAAGAAAGAAAAUUGCAAGCGAGCGGUUUGCUGUCAGCGUUAAAUCAUUUGGAUCAGGCGCGCAAAAGCUCUUUACAAACCAACGUCGACUAUUCUAGAUACGUAAAAAGGUAUAGCUCAACUCUAGAAUGCGGCUCAUCAUACUGCAAGGACCUGGGCUACCGGGAGCACUUCCAUUGCAUGGAUUGCACAGCCAGAGUCUUCUGCAAGAAGGAAGAGAUGAUCCGGCAUUUUAAGUGGCACAAGAAACGUGACGAAUCUCUUGCGCAUGGUUUCAUGCGGUAUUCUCCUUUGGAUGACUGCUCAGAGCGCUUCUCAGACUGUCCCCACAAUCGGAGCCAAACCCACUACCAUUGCAUACAAGAUGGCUGUGAUAAGGUAUAUAUUUCGACAUCUGAUGUCCAGAUGCACGCCAAUUACCAUCGCAAGGAUUCAGCUAUCCUCCAAGAGGGUUUCCAGCGAUUCCGAGCCACGGAAAGCUGCGCAGCACCACAUUGCAUUUUCGCUGGUCAGCGGACGACUCACUUCCAUUGCCGAAGGCCUGGUUGCACAUAUACGUUCAAGAAUAAGGCUGAUAUGGAAAAACAUAAAACGUAUCACAUAAAAGACGAGGCUCUAUCAAAAGAUGGCUUCAAGAAAUAUAUGAAGAAUGAGGCGUGCCCAUUCCGCGAGUGCCGCUUCAGCCGUACUUGCAAUCAUAUCCACUGCAUUCGACCUCACUGCAACUACGUUCUUCAUUCUAGCAGCCAGAUAUUCACGCACAAGCGAAAGCAUGAGAGGAAAGAACAAGAGAUGAAUUUUGGACUUCCUACAUCGGUAAUUCAAAGCGCGCUUAUGCAGCAAGGAGCUGAUUUGAGCAUGUAUUCGUCAACAACCAAUUUACAGAUUGACGAUGACAUGUCUGGAAUGGAUGAAUUUCCUCAUAGCUAUAAUCCAGCAGUAAUAGAAGAGCUAUCCCGAAAGUAUAUUGACACGUUUAACGGUGGGAAAGAGGCAGAAGAUAAGUGCAGCAAAUGUAGCGCCCUCAACAAGCAUUAUCACUGCAUGGCUGAAGGUUGCAAGAUGGCUCACAGCUGCCACAAUACCAUGGUUAAGCAUAUGCUCGAGCAUGAACAGCAGAACCAGGUGACAGAAGCAUAUUUCGUGACUUACACACGGAAUAACCCCUGCUCCAAUUCGGCAUGUCAACACAUUCGGGACAUUACACAUUACCAUUGUACCUGGGAAAAUUGUGGAGCUGUUAUCUUAUCAUCUGAGGACCAGCCGUUCAGGCGCUUGGAACAUCACAGACAACACGCCAUUCUAAGCCCAAUGUCUCCCAACUUAGCGGCGAGAUUCGCACCGAACUUCACUCCGCAAUUGUCUGCCCAGCUACACCCGAAUGUUGCAGCUCAACUGCAAGUGCCAAGUCUUCCAAAUCUUCCACCAAAUUUGGCACAGUUGGCCCAAAUGGCACCGAAUCUCGGGCCUCAGCUGCCAAAUUUGCAAGCACAGCUGAACCUCGGAGCCGGGCCGGUUCAACACCACGUUAACCCUUCGAGUUCUUUGGAUGAGAUGUUCAGCAGGAAAAGAGGAAGACCUCCUAAGAAUCGAGUUGUGGAAGUUUGGACCGACAAUAUAAAUGUGACACCCCAAGCCAUAUUUACAUCUUUCAAGCUCCCCAAAAGCAACCAAAUGCCACCAGCGAUUCAAUCUCCAGUCAUCACUACCGUUGAAGAGUUCCCACGUAUUCGCUUCCAGCACAUCGAAGUGUUCACCGGCCCAGAUAUCUGUGCCCAGUACUACGCCAGCUGCCCCUUACGUCACACUAGACUGCACAUGCACUGCAUCAACUGCAGCUACACGGCCGAAGCCCACGUUACCAUGGAAACGCAUAUGCGGGAGUCUCACUCCGUAUCCCCACUUCUAGAGGGUUUCGACUACUUCUCCUCUUUCGAACAAUGCGGUGGGAAGAGUUGCUUCAAAAACCAGUUGCGAUCUCACUUCCACUGCGCCCAAGGAAACGGUUGUCCAGCAAUUUUGACCCAAUACUCGGCCUUGGCCACUCAUAAGCACGGAAGAGGGACGCCGAUCAAGUGUGAAGAUGACAAGCAGUUUGAAGAGGCCAAAGACUACUCGAUUAAGGAGCGAGCGUCAGCCGAUAGUGUGGGUUCUGUUAAGGAGGAGUUCCUGCCAAAUUUCGUCAUCAAGAACGAGUUCGAUAACCAAGAUAACGUUUCUGUAGUAAAAGCGACAGGAACCUUCUAUCCGUCGUCCCACCUCCGAAGCAACACGUCUUCUCCUCGCAGUAUCUAUGACGCUUCCCCAUCGAAGGAAAGGAAGCCGGAUAAGCCAGUUCCGACGAUUCCGCCGUCCUGCCACGACCAGACCUGUCCGUUGAAUAAAUCGGGAGGGAUGAACCUUCACUACCAUUGUCCCCACUGUGGGCAGGCAUACGUCGAUUUGAAGCUUUUGUUCAGCCACAUGGUGAAAAAGCACAGCAAUGUCAUUGAAGGGGGACCGAUCGGAUUGGCUGCUACUAAGGAGACACUUGAGCGAGAGUAUCCAGAAAUAUCAAUUUUACCUUCAACGGCGACUUCGUCCUCUGCCCCUCAAGCACCAUCUCCGAGCCAGAGACCACCAAACCCAGCUGAACAGGUUCAAGCAGUGCAAAGCCUUCUUCUCCAGCAAUACCUUUCGGGGGGUCGUAAAGGAAGUCUUCAAGAACAGCUUAAAAUGCAGCAGCAGUAUACUGCCUCGUUGGGCCUUCCAGGACUCGCCUUGUUUUCUCAGGGAGGUUCUCCAUUCCCUCUCUACCCCACGAUGAUGUAUCCCCCGGAACUGCUGCUGGAGCAAAGUCUGCUUCAAUCCCACGGUCUACCACCAGGCAUGGACAAAGAAGCGGAGCUCAUUGCUAAAUCGAGACGCAGCACGGGCACACGCGGUCCUCACAUGCGCGUGCUCAAAGACGAGCCCAUUCCCGAGGGCUACUUGAGAUUCAGAUUUAACGAGGACUGUGCUUAUCAGCAGUGCGGUUACAGGGAGCAUCAAACCCACUUCCACUGCACAAGAAAAGACUGCGGGUAUUCGUUCUGCGAUAAAACUAGAUUCGUUCAACACACGGCUAGACACGAGAGAUUGGACACUCUGAUGGGUGGAGACUUCCAGCAGUAUCGAGCUAAUGUUUACUGUCAAAGAGCGGAGUGCCCUCACGCGUCGACUUUUGGUCAAAACAAGGCAUCGCACUUCCAUUGCCUCAAAUGUGACUUCACGUGUACCGACACCAACAAGGUGGUCGCACACCGGAGACAGCACCAGAAGCUGGACUCCAUUCAGGCCGCCGGCUUCGAGAAGUUCCCGCCUAGCAAAAGUUGUGGCUACGAACCCCAAUGCAUUCACAGCAAGAAGCAGACCCAUUACCAUUGUCUUCAGUGUGGAUUUGCUGUCCUCGGUCUGUCCCAGAUGACGUCACACAAGUACAAGCACCAGGAGGCGAACCUCGGUCCCUCGACCAGUGCUCUCAACUGACCUGACUUUAAGUUACAUCUCACUCUAAGUGUGACGUCACUUUAGUGGGAUUCCCGCGAGAAGUGUGGACUCAGUGUGAUCACUCAUUUGUAUGAUUGUAUUUAAAAGUUUUGAACGUAGCAUAUAUAUGUAGAUUGUCAAUAUUUAUCAAAAAUGUCAACCGCGUAGUCCCUCUACCGUGCCUUAGUCGCAAAUUAGUUUCUGAACUUUUUGUAAUGGCUGAAACUGUGCCAAAAUGAACUAAAAGACUCGAACGAUACAGUGAGAAGUCGACUCUUAGCAUUUUAUACGUGAACAGAGUAUGCGUGUGAAUUUCCUAAAACCCGACCAAUUGUAGUUGAUAGUUAUAGAAUAUAUAUAUUUAUUAUCCCGAAAAGACAUUUUUACGAAUAGUAUUAUUAAUUUAGGUCUCGUAAAAAUUUGAUGGCAAUAAAUUGGGUUAGAAACGCCGUUUUGUGCCUCGAGUGAAAUCUUGACAAUACGAUGAUCUGGUUAUGAUAGUUUCAUGAAUUACGUUUAGAAUUCAAUUCGGGAGACAAAAGAGAGGUUUUUAUACGAAUGAAGCAAACUAGACUUUAAACUAAUAAAACACUUUCGAAUCUUUAACAUAAUACAAGAAACUAUCAUUCGUUAUACGAGUCAAAAAUUUAUAUAAAAAAUCAUAUUUAGAAGAGAAAAAAUGACAAUUUUAUAAACUUUGUACAUAAGAAUAGAUUAUAUAUAACAAAAAAUAUGUUAGUAAUUGUUAUCAUUAUUGGAAUAAAAUUGGAUGUAGAGUGCUAAUUUGUGAUCCAUGAGGUAGCCAUGUAAUGCCAUAUUCAUUUAGUGUAAUAAAACAAUAAUGAAACAGUAUUAGUGACAAUUCUCACCUGCAUUCCUGAAUCCUGGCCAUUCCUUAGUUUUAGCAUCUGGUUUGAACCGACUCCGACCAAACGUUUCCUAGACUUAACCUAGAUUAGAGCAGUAUUCUUUUAGCGUAAGUCCGUCUCUGUUCCUAUACAUUCACUUUUCACUUUUUACUUAAAUUACACUAAGGCCGUGCCAUAUCUUUAGUCACUUCCGAGUUACUAAUAAUUUAAUUUUGGGCGUACUCAAUUUAUAUACAACCCGCCACGAUAGGCAAUGAAAAUUUGUUUGUAAUGUGUAUUUAUAUAUGUACCUAAUUUAUAUGCCGAUAUAGACUAUCACUUUUAAUGUUUUAAUUUAAUUGAAACUCAUGAAUUAAGUAACGAUGUCAACGGAUUUGCCCAUUUAUAAGAGUUUUAGUUCAAUUAAACCACGUAUUCUGGUCGAAAUAUAUUUAAUAUAUAAUUUUCUCAGAUUCCUGCAAUUUUAUUGGUUGUUAUUGUUAUGUUGUUUUAUUUUACGUUUUUCACGUCUUUCGCUCUUUAUAUAAGUGUAUACUCAUUUAUUUAAUAUCAUAUUUAGCUUAAUUUAAUUAUAAUUAAAUGAGAUUGAAUUUGUAAACGUACAAAAUUUAUGGAUAUUUUUAUGAGUUUGAGAUUAAAUCGAUUGGUUAGUUUAGAGUUGUUUACCUCAUGAGUUCUAGGAAUUA
This is a messenger RNA of Pieris brassicae (large cabbage white), 6632 nucleotides long. RefSeq lists its product as uncharacterized. Gene Ontology annotation, biological process: regulation of neuron differentiation; positive regulation of transcription by RNA polymerase II. Gene Ontology annotation, cellular component: nucleus. NCBI's taxonomy places the organism in Eukaryota, Metazoa, Arthropoda, Insecta, Lepidoptera, Pieridae. Bases 344 to 5077 code for a protein of 1577 amino acids. The transcript is spliced from 27 exons. Gene Ontology annotation, molecular function: DNA-binding transcription factor activity, RNA polymerase II-specific; RNA polymerase II transcription regulatory region sequence-specific DNA binding. The record is from RefSeq and is a predicted model, not a curated record.